AGCUCUCUCUGCUUCUCUCUGCUUACGGAUUCGAUCCGUAGGCAAUCGUACGCUCGUGUGUGGUCGUUUUAUUUUGUUGAAAUAACAAUUUUUAAAAUAUGGCGAAUUUUACCGAAGACUUGUUUGACGUUUUUGAUGAGCACGAUACAGAGGGUGAUGAUACGGAGAUCCCGCAUAUUGUAAAGAAAAUCGAGCCAGAGACAGGAGUAAAGCGACAACUUGAUAUAGACGACGAUAAGUCAGCUGUCAAAAAAUUGCGACACGAAUCCGUCUUGGAUGACAUCAACCUAGAGGAGGUGGCAUGUCGUAUAAAAGUGCAUACUGUAGAAACUGUAGAAUCUUGUAUGCACGAGAUUGCUAUCCCUCCUAAUCAGGAGUAUGUACCUUUGGAGCAUCAGCAAGACAAGCCAGCCAAAGAAUAUAAAUUUAUACUUGAUCCAUUUCAAAAGGAGGCAAUUUUAUGCAUUGAUAACAAUCAGUCGGUUCUUGUCUCCGCACAUACGUCAGCUGGUAAAACUGUCGUGGCUGAAUAUGCGAUAGCGUGUUCUCUCAGGGAUAAGCAGAGAGUAAUAUACACUACUCCGAUCAAAGCGUUGAGCAAUCAGAAAUAUAGAGAAUUUCACGAGGAAUUUAAGGAUGUUGGUUUGGUAACGGGCGAUGUUACUAUAAAUCCGACAGCGAGUAUACUAAUCAUGACUACUGAAAUUUUACGAAAUAUGCUCUACAGAGGUUCAGAGGUAAUGCGUGAAGUUGGUUGGGUAAUUUUCGAUGAGAUUCAUUACAUGCGCGAUAAAGAGAGAGGCGUGGUGUGGGAGGAAACGCUUAUCCUAUUGCCGGACAAUGUACACUAUGUAUUUUUAUCCGCUACUAUACCAAACGCACGACAAUUCGCGGAGUGGGUGACGCAUUUGCACAAUCAACCCUGCCAUGUAGUGUCUACGGACUACAGACCUACUCCGUUGCAACAUUAUAUCUUUCCAGUUGGCGGUGAUGGUAUACAUCUGGUUGUAGACGAGACCGGCCAAUUCAAGGAGGAAAAUUUCAAUAGAGCCAUGGCGUGCCUACAAAAUAUGGGUGACGCGGCUAAAGGUGACAUGAAAGGACGCAAAGGUGGUCUACGUGCCACGAACAGCGGGCAAACGAAUAUCUUCAAGAUGGUAAAAAUGAUCAUGGAGAGAAACUUCGCGCCCGUAAUAAUCUUCAGUUUUUCGAAGAAGGAUUGCGAGGUUUACGCGAUGCAAAUGGCCAAACUGGAUUUGAACACGUUAGAGGAGAAAAAACUGGUAGAUGAGGUUUUCAACAAUGCGGUAGACGUUCUCAAUGACGACGACAAAAAGUUACCGCAAGUUACGAACUUGCUGCCGCUUUUGCGGCGCGGAAUAGGAAUCCAUCACGGUGGACUCUUGCCGAUCUUGAAGGAGACGGUCGAGAUAUUAUUCGGCGAGGGUCUGAUCAAAACGCUUUUCGCCACUGAAACGUUCGCGAUGGGUCUGAACAUGCCAGCACGGACAGUCCUGUUUACGGCACCCCGUAAAUUCGAUGGCAAGGACUUUCGUUGGAUCACGUCGGGUGAAUACAUCCAGAUGUCCGGUCGCGCCGGCAGAAGAGGUCUCGACGACAAAGGAAUUGUCAUAUUGAUGAUAGACGAGCAAGUUAGUCCCGUCGUUGGUAAAGCUAUCGUUCAAGGAAAACCAGAUCCAAUCAACUCCGCGUUUCACUUGACCUAUAAUAUGGUUCUUAAUCUUCUCCGAGUGGAAGAGAUUAAUCCAGAAUACAUGUUGGAAAGAAGCUUCUUUCAGUUUCAAAAUCAAGCUGGUAUUCCAGCUUUGUAUAACAAGGUAAAAGAAUUAUCUACCGCUUACAAUACCGUAAAUGUGGACAGAUAUGACGAGAUUGCUUCUUAUCACGAUGUACGCCAACAACUCAAUCGGCUCAGCAAAGAGUUUCAAUCAUUUCUAACACGACCGGAGUACUUGGUUCCGUUUUUAAUGUCUGGAAGAUUAGUAAAAGUACGUAUUUUUAACAUAAAUUUAAUAUAA
Temnothorax curvispinosus is the source of this 2039-nucleotide messenger RNA. It is a transcript of the gene Mtr4, whose product is annotated as exosome RNA helicase MTR4. Gene Ontology annotation, cellular component: nucleus. The record is from RefSeq and is a predicted model, not a curated record. Gene Ontology annotation, molecular function: nucleic acid binding; ATP binding; RNA helicase activity. The transcript is spliced from 7 exons. Gene Ontology annotation, biological process: maturation of 5.8S rRNA; RNA catabolic process. Lineage: Eukaryota; Metazoa; Arthropoda; Insecta; Hymenoptera; Formicidae. The coding region runs from base 99 to 2039 and encodes 646 amino acids.